AUGGGCAAACGUGGCGGAAAAUGGAAGCAAGGAGACGAACAAGAAUGGACAGACGGAGAGUGGGCACAGCCUGCUUGGCGGCUUUGGCGGGGUGGUGCUGCAGUGUCGCCCAAAGCCACAGCGCGCCCCCCAUGGCACCGAGAUGGACAGCGGCCGCAUGCACCCACCAGGGCGCUGGCCUUUCCGCAUUACGAUGCGAAGAAGGCGCCGGAGGCCGCCAUUGUGCCGGUGGCGGAGAAGAAAGCACCCGGACUUGCAGCGGCGCCAGCGACGGCGCCCUCCUUGGUCAAGGUGAUCCAAGCAGCCGUCAAUACAGCCAGGAAGCACGAGAACAGAGUGGGGCGACUCCAGAAAGAACUGGACAAUGGGAAGCUGCAAUGGGACGCAUAUGUCCAAGAGAUGAAGGACACCUUGCGCAAAGAGAAAGCCCGCUUUGUGCAAGAGCAAAACCGCCUCACGGCGGCAGUUCAAGACGCCAAAGACCAGCAGACCGAGGCAUAUGCCCAGCUGCAGCAGGCUUUCUUGACGGGGACACGGCCACAAGCGAAGGCGGACAAGGGGAUCGCCGAGGAUCUCGCCGAGUGGAACGAGGUCAUGACGGGGAUGGAAGAGGCGCAGUCCUCAACAGGCGGCGUCAACAUCGCGGCCCUGGUGGAUGCUCUCAAGCAGGCCGGGAUACCGAUGCCGGGUCUGGAAGACCCAUCAGGGAAGGCGCCAACCACGCCGCCGAGGCGGCCUCCGGAGAUGCCUGCGACCACACCGCCAGCCUCACCUCGCACAGCAGCACCCUCGCGACUUUCGGCAGAGGCAGCGACCACGCCAUCCCCUACGCGCACCAAAGAUCCUUAUAUGAGCUCGCCAAGCCUGGCACACUUCGGGAUACCUUCCCCUCGGCCGGCGCCGGUGGAAACGCCCUCUACCGGAACGACUGGCCAGAAGAACCAAGAGAGCGAGGCCUCGACGACCGGCGGACCGAUGGGCUCUUGCGAGAACAGCCCGACUCCUCUGGCAGAGCGACUUGCAGCGAAACGGAAGGUCACGAGGGCAGCCAUGGCCCCCUUUGGCGUUGCCCGUGGCGAGGGACCAUUUGGACCGGCGGGCGAGCCGAAGGAGGAUGCGAGGACCAAGGGAACGGAGCUGGACACGAUCACUCUGGAUGUCGACGAUUCGGAAGAGCUCCUAAGCUCUGCAUCGCCAGGGCUGGGCAAGCUGGAGUAG
This is a messenger RNA of Symbiodinium sp. CCMP2592, 1218 nucleotides long. Lineage: Eukaryota; Dinophyceae; Suessiales; Symbiodiniaceae. The record is from the annotation of a GenBank genome assembly.